AUGAUGAGAUCUCCAAAGUUUGUUUUCUGUCUGAUAUGUUUGUUCGUGGGGAAAAUGGCUCAUAUGACAGAUCAGAAAGUCUCCUCAUCUAUUCAUCAAAAGAGACGUUUAGUAUCAGCUAAUGUUGGAGAAAAUGUGACUCUGCAAUGUUUCUAUGAAAGUGAUGAUUCAGCAUGGCUUUACUGGUAUAAGCAAACUCUGGGACAGAAACCAAGGCUCAUGUCUACCUUCUAUGUGUAUGAAACAAAAGCCACUUUUUAUCAUGAAUUCAACAAUCCACGCUUCACACUGGAUACUAAAAACAGUACAAAUCACUUGACAAUAUUUGAUUUGGACAUUUCAGACUCAGCUACUUACUACUGCGGAGCUAGAUAUACAUAUACAUUUGUCUUGACUUUUGCGGAAGGCACUACUGUUAAUAUAAAGAGUUCAGGUUUGAAAGUCCCAGCUUUGGUCCAUCAGUCAGCAUCUGAGCCCAUCCAGCCAGGAGGCUCUGUGACUCUGAACUGUACAGUACACACUGGGACCUGUGAUGGAGAACACAGUGUUUACUGGUUCAAAAACUCUGAAGAAUCUCAUCCAGGACUCAUUUACACCCAUGGAGGCAGGAACGAUCAGUGUGAGAGGAAUUCCAGCACACAAACACACACCUGUGUCUACAAUUUGCCACUGGAGAGCCUGAAUCCUUCUCAUGCUGGGACCUACUACUGUGCUGUUGCCUCAUGUGGACACAUACUGUUUGGAAACGGGACCAAACUGGACUUUGAAGAUCAGGUGGAUUCUCUUGUCUUGGUGUAUUUCUUGAGUGGAGCUUUGAUAUUCACUACCAUCCUGAUUGUUCUACUGGUUAUCUUAGUGUACAAGAUAAUUAAGAAAAACAACUGCCAAUGUACAGAGUCUCAAGCAAGAUUGUCGACUCCUGCCACAACAACUGCGGAGGGUUACCAAGAUGCAGACAGCCUCCAUUAUGCUGCUUUAAAUGUUAACCUGCCCAACAGAUCAAGAAGACAGAGGAAUAACACCAACAGUGAGUGUGUGUACUCCAGUGUGAAGCAGAUGAACUGA
Messenger RNA from Micropterus dolomieu (smallmouth bass), 1065 nucleotides. Its product is annotated as immunoglobulin kappa light chain-like. Gene Ontology annotation, biological process: response to bacterium. The record is from RefSeq and is a predicted model, not a curated record. NCBI's taxonomy places the organism in Eukaryota, Metazoa, Chordata, Actinopteri, Centrarchiformes, Centrarchidae. The coding region runs from base 1 to 1065 and encodes 354 amino acids. The transcript is spliced from 5 exons.